GCCUCCUUGGUUCCUCCUCCUCCUGCUCUCAGUCCCCUCUGGUCGGCCAAGAUGGCGGCUGCGGUCAGGGCCAUCGGGAGCUGGGCGCGCCUCGCCAACGCCGCCAAGUUCGGCCCGCCCCGGGGCAGGCGUCUCCGGAUCCUCCUCAACGGUUAUGCCUGCCGGAACCUCAGCACCUCCACCCCUCUCAAAUCUAGAACACACGUUACCUGUGACAUCAAAGGAGAUGUUGCUGUUGUGCGAUUUAACUCUCCAAACUCCAAGGUGAAUACCUUGUCCAGGCAGUUGCAAGCAGAGUUCUCAGAAAUCUUGAAUGAAGUCUGGACCAGUGAUGCCAUCAGCAGUGCUGUCCUCAUCUCGGCAAAGCCUGGGUGCUUCAUUGCUGGGGCUGACAUCAACAUGAUCGAGGCCUGCAAAUCCAGCCAAGAGAUCACAGAGCUCUCUCAGGAGGGGCAGAAGAUGCUGGCUAACAUCGAGAAGUCCCCCAAGCCCAUUGUGGCUGCCAUCAGUGGGACCUGCGUUGGAGGAGGGCUGGAGGUUGCCAUUGCCUGCCAAUACAGAAUAGCCACCAAAGACAAAAAGACCGUCCUGGGCACACCUGAGGUCCUGCUGGGGCUGUUGCCGGGGGCUGGAGGCACUCAGAGGCUGCCCAAAAUGGUAGGGGUUCCUGCUGCCUUCGACAUGAUGCUGACCGGACGCAAUAUUCGGGCUGACAGAGCCAAAAAGAUGGGACUUGUGGACCAGCUUGUGGAUCCCCUAGGUCCAGGUAUCAAGAGCCCUGAAGAACGGACACUGGAGUACCUGGAGGAGGUGGCCAUUACUUUUGCCAGAGGACUGGCCAACAAGACAGUUUCUCGGAAGAAGGACAAGGGGCUGGUUCAGAGGGUGACGGACUACGCCAUGGCCAUUCCCUUUGUGCGGCAACAGGUCUACAAAACCGUGGAGGGACGGGUCCAGAAGCAGACCAAAGGGCUCUACCCGGCACCUUUGAACAUCAUUGAGGUUGUGAAGACUGGCCUGGAGCAGGGCAAUGAAGCCGGGUACCUCAUUGAAUCCCAGAAAUUUGGGGAACUUGGGAGGACCCCUGAAUGCAAAGCCCUGAUAGGGCUCUACCACGGGCAGGUGCAAUGCAAGAAGAACAAGUUCGGGCAGCCAAAGCAACCAGUCAAGAACCUUGCCAUCCUGGGGGCAGGCCUGAUGGGUGCGGGCAUUGCCCAGGUCUCCGUGGACAAGGGUCUGACCACCAUCUUGAAGGACACGGCCUUGGAAGGCUUGAGCAGAGGACAGCAGCAAGUCUACAAGGGCCUGAACGACAAAGUGAAGAAGAAGAGCCUGACCUCGUUCGAAAGGGACAUGUUCCUCAGCAACCUGACAGGGCAGCUGGACUACAAGGACUUUGGAAAGGCCGACAUGGUGAUUGAAGCUGUCUUUGAGGACAUCAGCAUCAAACACAAAGUGCUGAAGGAAGUGGAGGAGCUGGUCCCUCCUCAUUGUGUCUUUGCCAGUAACACCUCUGCUCUCCCCAUCCACCAGAUAGCAGCAGCCAGCAAAAGGCCAGAGAAGGUGGUUGGGAUGCACUACUUCUCUCCUGUGGACAAGAUGCAGUUGCUGGAGAUCAUCACCACUGACAAGACGUCCCAGGACACAGCUGCCUCCGCUGUUGCCAUGGGCCUCAAGCAAGGGAAGGUCAUCAUCGUGGUUAAGGAUGGCCCCGGUUUCUACACGACCAGAUGUCUUGCCCCCAUGCUGGCUGAAAUAAUCCGAGUUCUGCAGGAAGGCAGCGAUCCCAAGAAAGUGGACUCCAUCUCCACUGGCUUCGGCUUCCCCGUUGGGGCUGCGACCCUGAUUGAUGAAGUGGGUGUCGAUGUUGCCACGCAUGUAGCCGAGGAUCUGGGCAAAGCCUUUGGGGAACGCUUCAAAGGAGGGAACGUGGAGAUGAUGAAAGCCAUGGUGAACAAGGGCUUUCUGGGCCGCAAAUCUGGGAAGGGCUUCUACAUUUAUCAGAAAGGGGUGAAGGAGCGGAGCGUCAACAAUGGCAUGGAUGAAAUCUUGGAGAAGUUCAAAGUGGAGGCCAAGCCGGAGGUCUCGACAGAGGAGGACAUCCAGAUGCGCCUCAUCUCUCGGUUUGUGAACGAGGCCGUCCUGACCCUGCAGGAGGGGAUCCUCAGCAACCCCGUGGAGGGGGACAUCGGGGCUGUCUUCGGGCUGGGUUUCCCACCAUGCCUGGGAGGUCCCUUCCGGUACGCAGACUACUACAGCGCCCAGCGGCUAGUGGACCGGAUGAGGAAGUACGAGGAGGUCUACGGGAGCCCCUUCACGCCCUGCCAGUUGCUGCUCGACCAUGCCAAGGACUCUAGCAAGAAGUUCCACAAGUGAACCUGCCUGAGCCCUGCCGUCCACUGACGCACGCCUACCCAGCCCCAAAGAAAGCUGGGGGAGCCUUGCCAGAGAUUCUCUUGCCAGUGUGGGGGCAUAGGCCAUUGCCUUUCUAAGUGCCUUAGCCGCUCAGGCACCCCUCUCCCCUUGUCUGGUUGAAUGUUGGCUUCCCACUCUCUGGGGAAGGAAUUGGGGGCUGAAGGGGUCUCUUUAGUCCCAGCCUGGCCCCUUUCGGACUUAGUGCUGCAGCGGUGCCUUUGAGAGAACCCCAUUUCUGGGCCUCAGCACAGGUCCAGAUGGCCAUCACUAACAUGCAAAGAGAAUUCCUGACAAUAAACCCUGGUGUCUUGUU
This is a messenger RNA of Sceloporus undulatus (fence lizard), 2728 nucleotides long. RefSeq names its product hydroxyacyl-CoA dehydrogenase trifunctional multienzyme complex subunit alpha (gene HADHA). The coding region runs from base 52 to 2376 and encodes 774 amino acids. Gene Ontology annotation, cellular component: mitochondrial fatty acid beta-oxidation multienzyme complex; mitochondrion. Gene Ontology annotation, molecular function: enoyl-CoA hydratase activity; long-chain (3S)-3-hydroxyacyl-CoA dehydrogenase (NAD+) activity; NAD+ binding. The record is from RefSeq and is a predicted model, not a curated record. Gene Ontology annotation, biological process: fatty acid beta-oxidation. NCBI's taxonomy places the organism in Eukaryota, Metazoa, Chordata, Lepidosauria, Squamata, Phrynosomatidae. The transcript has 20 exons.